CUCCUCCCGCACCCGGCGGCCCCCCUCGGCCUCGUAGCCAGCGGCCCCGCGGGCGCCCGGCGCCGCCCGCCCGCGGCCCCGAGCGAGCCGGCGGCCGCGCGCCUCUGUGUGUGUGUGGAAAUCCCCCCACCUCCUCCCCCGGCUGCCGGCUGCGCUGCGCUGGCAGCGGCGGCGGCAGCUGUGCGGGCAGGGCGAGGGAGGGGAGAGGGGCAGAGGGAAGCCAGGCGGCGGGGCGGGGAGGCGGGCGGGGAAGGGGCGAGCCCGAGGGAGCCCGGCGGCCCCGAAAUGAAUUAGGCUGCGGAGGGGAGGGCUCCCCUCCCCCCUUCCUCCCGCACGGAGCCCGGCGGGAGCAGCACCGCCUCGCACCGCGCCGCCUGCUCCAGUCGCGCACACACACACAGCGCAGGCAGGCGGCGGGGGCGGGCCGGGCGGCCGGGGGGGCCGGCAGAUGAAGAUGGCAAUGUCUGUGAUCCAAGCGUGCCGCAGCCUGGCUCUCUCAACAUGGCUGCUGUCCUUUUGUUUCGUGCAUCUGCUGUGCCUGGACUUCACCGUGGCCGAGAAGGAGGAGUGGUACACGGCCUUCGUCAACAUCACCUACGCCGACCCGGCGGGCGGCAGCGCCGAGCUCCGCAGCGAGAAGAGCGAGUGCGGGCGCUACGGCGAGCAGUCGCCCAAGCAGGACGCCCGCGGGCAGGUGGCCCUCUCUGCCUCACCCACCGACCGCUACGCCUGCGACCCCGCCACCCGCUUCAACGCCCCCGCGCCGGGCAAGAGCUGGGUGGCCCUCAUCCCGCGCGGCAACUGCACCUACAGGGACAAGAUCCGCCACGCCGCCGCCCAGAACGCCUCUGCCGUGGUCAUCUACAACGUGGGCUCCAGCAACGCCAACGAGACCAUCACCAUGCCCCAUGCAGGUCUAGAAGAUGUUGUAGCAAUAAUGAUUCCUGAACCCAAAGGAAAAGAGAUAGUGAGCCUCCUGGAGAGGAAUAUUACUGUGAUGAUGUACAUAACAAUUGGAACGCGCAACUUGCAGAAGUACGUCAGCCGUACCUCCGUGGUGUUCGUCUCUAUCUCCUUCAUUGUGUUGAUGAUCAUCUCACUGGCGUGGCUGGUUUUCUAUUAUAUUCAGCGAUUCCGCUAUGCAAAUGCCAGAGACAGAAAUCAGCGCCGGCUUGGAGAUGCUGCAAAGAAAGCAAUCAGCAAGCUGCAAGUCAGAACAAUCAGGAAAGGUGAUAAGGAAACUGAGCCAGACUUUGAUAACUGUGCUGUGUGUAUUGAAGGCUACAAGCCCAAUGAUGUUGUCAGAAUCUUACCUUGCAGGCAUCUUUUUCACAAGUCCUGUGUAGACCCCUGGCUGCUAGACCAUCGUACCUGCCCUAUGUGUAAAAUGAAUAUUCUAAAAGCUCUAGGGAUUCCGCCAAAUGCAGAUUGCAUAGAUGAUAUACCUCCAGAUUUGGAAGCAUCCAUAGGAGGACCACCAACGAACCAGAUAACGGGAGCUAGUGAUAUAACAGUCAACGAGAGCUCUGUAGCCCUGGAUCCCCCGGUCCGGACUGUGGGAGUACUACAAGUCAUCCAAGAUGUAGACUCCUUUCCCCAAGUCGGGGAGGGUAACUUCACAACAAGCAAUGAACAGGAGCCAGCAGUCAGCAGUGAUUCAGAUAUUUCAUUGAUUAUGGCAAUGGAGGUUGGACUGUCUGAUGUGGAGCUUUCCACUGAUCAAGACUGCGAAGAGGUGAAGUCUUGAAAAACACACAGAAAUCCGACACUAAACUACAGGGGAGGGUCACAGGGAGGGACCGAGUCAGCUUUCUAGGAUUUGGACCAGUCAUGCACACACCUCCAGAGCACUGUCACUCCAGCACACUCCAUUCUGAGACGGUCACGAAAAGCAAUAGCAACAGUUGUGUCUGCCUGGUUGCAGUUUCAUCACCUGCACAUGUUCAUUUGGUUCACAUGGAAGAGGAAAGCUUCCCGUUUACCCAUGUGCUUGAGAGCAGUCAUGCAGCUCUUCAGUGGCUCAUAAAUACGCAACUGUCAUAAAUACGCAACUGAAAUGACAGCUUGAGUGUUUUCUACACUUGUUCAAUUUUUUUUUAACCUAUGUAUGUUUGUUUGUUUGUUUAUAGUUUAUUAUGGAUGGACACUAUAUUUUUGUUGACUGACCCCAGCUUUUUCAAGAGUUCAAUCCAAAAAUUUCAGUUCCUGUUCACUGGUCACUUCAUGGUCCGACUCCAGGAUUUAUUAUUGCCUUGACAUUUCUGUUUGACGUAUACAUGGCUUCGGAAGGAUAGUGCUUCAGCACCCUGUAUUAAUGUGAAUCCUGCUUUUGUUAAAUGGGGCCUUGGAAAUCACGUAUUUUGAAAGCUUUUAUUUGUAAGAGAGCUCUGAAUUAACAGAGAUUACUGAGUUUUUAUUUAAAACUGCAUUAUGUUGGCUUUUACUUAGAGCUCUAUUCAAAACAAGGUUGGUGCCGUAUGGGGUAGAGAAAGAAGAGCAUUAAGCUUCACCUUGUCCUUGUAAUCCUUUGCUGUAUUUUAGGCUAUUAGCAGUUGUCGGUACAUGAAUGGCCUUCCUUCAAGUCACAAUUCAAUAGCUGGAAAAGAAGAUCUACUAUAACAUUGUGCAUUUUCUUAAUUUUACAGACCAAAAUCUGACCAAUAGGCCAAAGGACUGUCUGAGAGGUUUCCAGAGGGUGCUUGUUAACAGCUGCACAGUAUGUGGAUGACGAAAAUAUUCUGAGAAAGGGUCUGGAGAUACUAAUGUCAGUGUCAAAAAUUGCUAAUGAAGCAAGAGGCAGCUGGAUGAAAUGUUUACUUGUUUUAUUUUUUUUCUUGAUAUGUUUCAUUUCUAAUUUUUUAACCGCAGUUUUGCCUGUUUGUUAUCAAACACAAGAAUCCAAGUGGUUCCUUGCCUCCAGAGUCCCUGUUAACAAGCAUAGCAGAAUACUUGCAGUUUACAUAGAACUAUGUAUAGCAAAAAAUUUGGGAGAGGAAAUAGGAAACAAACAGAAGUAACAUAAAACAAAACAUCUAAAUAAUAAUGACCUGUAAUUAUUAUUUAGUCCAUCCUGAAUGAUGCUUUCCAGAGAAGAGCUUAUUUUGUCACUUGUUUAGUGUACAAUUUUGUUUUUCAGUCAAAACAUUUAACUGUGAAGAAGGACUUUUAGCUUACUGUUACACAAGAGUAAAUGGUUUCUGUUGACAGUCAGAUGGUUUAAAUCACAUUACGGCCUCCUGAGUAGGUCAGGAGAAUCAACAAUUCAGCUUGCCUCAAAAUUUCAUGGAGAGGUCAAAUAUUUUCACUUAAUUGUGUCACAGCAGCAUCUCAAAAUGCAAAUAUUAGGGCUCGUGCUCCAUUUAAUCUCCACAUUAUCUGUGGAAACUAGCUUCCAGCCAAAAUUUGCCUGUCAGAUCUUAUUCAGGAACAAAUGUGUUUACUACUAUCUCUAAAAUUUUUGGUGGCUUGUUUUUUAAUUACAGAAAGAAGGAAAAAAAUACUCCGUGCUUCGUGGUCCAGUUAGAACUGAGUUAAUUUUAUAGCUCAAUUUUUUAAUGUUCCUAGUCCGUAAACUGGAGGGUAAGUUUGAGGCAAAGGAAUGCAAGCUAAUAAUACUUCAAAACCAUGAUACAGAAAUGUGCCACUACAUUUUUAUAAACCUUUCAAAAGGACAUUUUUUCUUAAUUAAAGAGAUGCAGGCAGUUAGAGAUCUGCUUGGUUUAAAAAGGAAGUUAGAGAUAAUUCCAGACUGUGUGCCUGCCCUUGGUCACUCUUGCCAAUAUUUGUGGUUUUAUAAUCGUAUUUUUCAUACUCUUUAAUGUCCUCUCUAUUCCCUGUUACUAUGUGAAAGGCCCAUAGUGUCAGGGGAACUGAUGGUGAAAUUCACCCCUAUGCAGAGAGUUUGCACAAGGUACCACAUAAGCUCCACUUAAGCCCUGGAAGUAAUACUGAAAUGGGAUUUAAGUGGUGCAUACGCCUUUCACAUGGGAAUGAAAUUCACCUCAAAUGAUAACGCAGGGCAAAGAGAGAAACUGAUUAUACGCAGCUAGGUUUCCUUGUGGAAAGUAUGCACCCUGGUACAACAGAGAACUAACUUCUCUGCUGUCUGCCAGUUUUGCUGGGGCCUGGGUGUUACAUGUCACAGGAACAUCAGGAACAGGAUGGCUGAGUUAUCAGCAAUCCUUUAACAUCCGUCCAUGGCAGAUGAGCAACAAACAAAACUCCUGGCCCUAGGAAAUACCAUUUCAGUUCCAGAGGAACUAUUGCAAAAUCUUCAUUUUAUUUCACAAACUUAAUUAAAUUAAUCUCAGUAGACAGAUUGACCAAUUAUCUGUGCUGUAAUGGAGUCACCACAGCACAGCAAAGCAAGCAAAGUCCAUGCUUGUACAAGAAGCUGUAAAAAUGCAAGCUGAAGCAGGAGGUGAAGCUCCCAGCUGGUUCUGAAUUGGGUCAUUUGCCCAGUAAUAGCAUUAAAGGGAGCUGUGCUCAAAGGUGCAUCACACCAGAUAUGUAACUGAGACCCUGCCCAUGUUGGUAGGAGCUGGGGAAGGACUGCAGAGGAGGACUGUGCUGUACAUGCUCUUUUCUUAAGCGUCCAUUACUAGAUCUGCUCCCAAGGCAUCCACUGUUGGCCACUGACAGAAGCAGAGUGCUCGGCUGUGGGGGCUGCUUUUAUGUAUCAGCAUACCGUGGUCUUGUCAAGAGUCGCCCUAGCAAACCUGGCUCAGGGUCCCUUCAGCUCUUGUUUUCCAAAUUCUACCUGCAGCGUCACUUGGGACAGAUAUUCUUCCAUUUCUUUCCUCAGCUGUUCUGUAGGUCUCAGCGUCGUUAAAUGGUAACCAGUGCAAGGCCAGGCUAUGCAUCACUGAAGCCUGGACUUAAGAAAGCACUUAAGUAAAUGUUUAAAUCUGUUCUUGUUCAGAAAAGCACUUACAUCUGAUUUUGGGCUUUUACUGAAAUCAGUUGUUUUCAGCAGGUCUUAUAGGAGUGUAUUUAAGCCCCUGUGUCAAAUGGAAAUGUUUUCCUAAAGCAGGACCUGGUUGACGAUGUUUUUUUGUAUAUAAGACCUGUGAAAUGCCUUGGGAAUUUGAGGUGCUUCAUAAAUAUUAAGACUCCAGAGGUAUGUUUGUAACACACAUGAAAGCCUUAAUUCUGCAGGUCUGCGUGCCCAUGCAUAAUUUUGCCUAUGCGAGUCUCUCUGCUGCGACUCCUCACAGCGGUAAAAUUAAACCUCCUCGUUUGCAGGUUUGGGCAAGAUUAGGCCCUUCUUGAGCACUCUGUGAUUCCUCACUACAGCUGCCUGCUAAAGCUAGGGUCCGGUAUUAAAUCUCCUCCGUGGCUAAGUGGGCUUCAGAGAGCCGAGGUGCAGCACCACCUAUUCAGAAGAGGAAGCAGCCCACAGCCAGGCAAAACCAAAAUGCUGUGGUGCCCUCUGACGAAGAAGCGCUCACGUGAAUAAUCCUGCAGGCUCGCGCUGUGACUGCCCGUGCUCUGCGCGGGUUGCUUCUCCGCCACCGGUGGCACCUCCUGGCCCUGCCCCUGGCUGGAGGCCGCGCAGCGCUUUAAGAAAAGCAUUCCUGUCACUAAGCUGAUCUUGUUUCUCUCCAAGCUCAUCCUGUUCCUUUCAUCUGAGGGUCUUUCCUCUUAUUUUGCAUUAGGAAGUAUGCAUGUAGUAUGUGGGAGAAACGCUUGGUUUAGUGAAGCUCGUCUGCUCUCUGGCCGAGUUACAGGAUGAAACUUGGACAGACAGAGCCUGUGCUCCGAUUUCCUUUGGUUUUCAUGGAUUUCAUUAAGCUGCUUUCCCAAAGGUCUAUUCAAUAGGCGGGACACACAAACAGUUACAGGAGCUUAACUUUGCACUCACAGACAACCUGCUGGGUGCGUGCGGAUAUGCAGCAUGCCCAUGUGCAAGGUGCUGGCUCUGCAUCCGUUCCUCUCCGCUCACCCAUUCUGGUGGGGAUACAGGUCUGGCACAUGCUGGGGAGUUUUUUACAGAUUGUUUUAAAGCAUCACAGACAUGAUCUGGACAAUCAUGGCACAUCAAUUUGUCCUUUAAGCUUUCUAUAGAAUUAAAUUUCCAUAUAUGCAUAUGUAGGUACGUUGAUACGACUAUGGAAACUGUAUGUGAAAACAGAAGCAACCAUCAUUUUUAGACUGUUUUUAUAUGUGAGAGAUUGUGACAUUAAAGAAAAAGGCUCUGUAGAAGCAAUUUGAGAAAAAUGCUUGAAAUCACAUAUGAAAAGAGGUCUCUAGAAUCUCGCUGCUUUAGUUUAAUGACUCUGGAUCAGGUCUGCAGGAAGUAGUUGCAAGAAGAUCAGUACUUUGUCUCUCGUUGCAUGACUAGUUUGUGAUAUGUAAUUGUUUUAUUAACAAAAUGAACCCAACUACCAGAGAGAGAUCCAGCUCUGAAUUUAAUCUUUCUUAAAGAAUAUGCAUUUUGUGAGCCAAAGUUAUUGUUCAAACCCAUAAAUCCACUUUCUUUUCCCUCUUGCUAAAUAAAAAGUAAUCCUUGUCCACUUUAAAAUUUGUGUAGCUCAGAAGAUGUUUGCAUAUAGAUGGAUUGCCCUGGAAGGUACCUGCAGACAACUUAGCACAUCUGUGUAUUUUUAAUUAGCAGUACGCUGCUAUAGAUUUUUGAGAAAAUGUGUUUCAUUUGCCAUCCUCGUUCAGCUUAGAGUGCAGUUAUUGUAUAGAUUUUCCAGUGUUCUGCCUUACAAUUUUCCUCCUUUGAAUGUAUGCUACAGUCCUUGAAGGGAAGUUUAUGAUUAAAAGGCAGUGAUCAGGGCACAAGCCGUUAUACGUCUCAAGACUGCAAGUCCUUGUUGUGACAAUUAGUCUGUACUGAAAUGACAAUAGAGGUUAUGCAUAACAAAGGAAAAUGCCUUGCAGCUUGUGCAGCUGGGGCUCUCUCUGGUUUUGUUUGUAGGUGGCUUGUUCCUUCCUGGUCGCUGUCCACAGAAAAGCUCAUGACUACGCAUGUAGUUUGGAAUAAGCUGAGAAUAAGACCUUACAGGCUGUGCAAACCAAGAAAACCCAUAGCAAUUUUCUGAUUUCUAUUUCAUUAGCAAUAAUGGAGAUUUUUUUUACCACUUUUUGGUUUUGUAGGUGCCAAAGUUACCAGUCUGCUAGGAAUAUGGGCCAGGACAAGCUGACUGUCUAAGCAGAAGAGGGAAGGCUUGAUUUGCUGUUGUGACGCAUCCCUUUUGCAGGGCCAAAAUGGGAGAAACGCAGCCUGCUCCCUCCCGGCCCCUCUGCCGAAGGCUCGCUCGCGUGGGAGCCUUUGGUGCGGGGAAGGAACUCGGCUGCAGCUCAGGCCGUGCCACCCUCGCCCGCGCCUGGUGCUGCUGGCAUCUCGAGUGACAAGCCGGACCGCUCCGGCGCAGCAGGGAGGGAAGGAGCCAGUUUCUCCCGGUAGCUUCAUGCCAGCUUUGUGUAGCCCCAGCGGGAGGAGUACGCUGACAGUGCAGGCAGGGCUGGAUUUGCAGGUAGGUCCUUUACAUCAUCCCGGUAGUGCAAAAGGGCCGCAACAUAAACUAACAUUAGGCCCAUGGACAUCUUUGGCUUGCAAUGCAGUUCAGCUUAAGGGCUUAGCUUUAGAUAAGCCCAGGUCUCAGGCAGAUUGAGGGGAACCUCACUGCUCCCUAACCAGUGCUAACUGGGACCGCUGCCUAACAGCUCAAGAUGUAUCGCUACUUCAUAAAGCAGCACUGUGCGUUAACUCGCUUGUUCGGUAGUGGCAAAAUGUUUGAGCAUAUAUUGGGCAACUAGUCUGACAGAAAAGAGUUGCCCUUGUUAAAGCAGUGAUGAAAAACAAUAUAAUGAAAUACUUUAGGGGACAGGGCAAAAUCAGGGUGGAACUGCUGUUUUAGUGAACUUUUUACAUAGGGACAACUGCUGCAACACAAGUCCUUCCUUUAUUUUAACAAGCUGUUACCUGAACUGAUUGAUACUCCUGCAGUGGCAAGAACACCAGAUGGACUUUUUAGUCUGGGAUUUGUUUGUGUACCAGAUGGCAGCUGCAGGCUGGGACUGCAGAGGGAGGGAGACGAGUGCCCUCUGCUGCCCAGCUUCCAGUCUGCCAGGAAACGGUAAAUCACUUUCUCUUUUUUGGCAUUUAUUGAAAAAAUAAGGAAAAGUCCUGAGCAUGAGCUAUAUUUCAAAGAGAGAAGUGAAAAAGGAAGGAUGAAUAUGUUGUGCAUUUUGAGUGAAAAGCCAGCAGAUGAAUAUUCCAUCUGAAAUUAAUCUCGCCUCUCCAAACUACUUUAAUUGUGAAUUGGUGGAAGCUAUUUCUUACUGGAGUGAAUGCCAAAAAAAGAAAAAAGAAAAUAAAAAAGUAAAAAAUAGUUUUCCCUUUUUUUAUUUCCUCAUUCUUUAGUCCUGUGUAGUGUUAAAAAAGAUAUAAAGAUGCUUUGUUGCUCUGAAUGUAUGCAGUUAUUACAGAUGUCAGCUAUCUAAAUGUUUUGUACGUGUACAUACUGCCAUCCUUACUUCUUGUUUCAUGUUAGGAACCUGAAAAGCCUGUACCAUUUUGUAAUUAGAAAUGUAAAGGGGGGACAGUGGGUGGGGGGGGGUCUGUUAUUUUUAUAGCAAGAUGUUCCUUGUAUUUAGUAAACAUUUUACAUGAUUUUGUACUUGUCAGAAAGAUGCAUUCCAUCCAUUUCCAGAAGAGAAUUAUUUUUGUUUGAAGUAGUUUAUAAGCAAACCAAAAAAAUUGUGGCAUCCGGUCUGUAUGCAGUUCAUGAAUCGAGCAGAAGCACUCUGGUUUCCAGGGAUGGCUCCAAAGUUUGUCCCAGCAAUGUCUCUUCUCACACACUGCAGAGCCAUACCAGCAAAUGCCAAUUUUAAAAAGGGAAGAAAAAAAAACAAGCGAAAUAACUACCCUAUGCAUUUUAUUUUCUGUAUCAGUGCAUAGCUUACUGAAAUAAUUUCCAGUUAGGAGACGAUGCUGUGUAACAGUGAAAUUACCUGCUUUGGACACCAGGAGCCGGUUUCAUUUUUACCUUAGCCUUUGGCCUCCCCUGUCCCCCUGCCCUUGCUCCUCGUCAGCCACCACAGGGGCUGCCAAGGUGCAGGGCUCAUAGUCCUCGAAAGCUAAAAGGGGGGACAGGCUUGUUGCCCCCACGCACACUCUCCUGUUUCACUGCAGAUCCACCAGGCUCAGAGCGGUUUUUUGGUGGAAGUUUUCGCUGGCGCUGAAACCGGGUCCUGCAGACUGAGCGUGUUUCCUUAUUUUGACUGUGGAAACUACCCUUCAUCGCCACAUUAAAAAGAUUUCCUUUGCUCAGCCAGCUACACCUUGAUUUGUGAAACACCUAGCUAAAGACCAUGGCAAAAUCACACAGUGGCAUUUGCAUAAACAGUUCUGUUUUUUUAGUAUCUUUCUUUUUUUUCUGCUACCUGUGAAUCUUCUGCCACAACAGUGCAGUGGCAGUUUGUGAAGCGAGCUUCUUUUCUAGCAUUAUUUUCUGUACAGUAUUGCAAGUAUACUUCAAGUCUUUGCUGAUAUUUUAUAAUGUAUACAUCUUCCCCUCCAAUGCACUUUAUCUCUCUUGAAAAAUGUGGGAGUCAGAGAACUACCAUCUUAAAGGGAUUUGCCUGAAAUCAUGAGGCACACACUUUUUUUUUUCUUCUUCUUCUUGCUUUGUUAUAUACUGUAAAUGCUAAACAGCAUGGACAGUGACUCAGCUGGGGAAAGUACUGAAAUGUUAAGGCUAAUAUUUGGAAGCAUUCAGUAGUACAACACGGCUAUUUUUGUUAAAUAGAGGAUUAUAAUGUAAAUAUGUGAGACUGUGUUAUUAUGUACUAGUAAAAUAUUGCAACUAUCAAAGUUAAGAUUGUGAAUUCCAAGGAAUUUUAUUGCAAGUUUUUUAAUAAAAUGAAUCUGAUUACUGUGUCAUACCUAUUUCCUAA
Dromaius novaehollandiae (emu) is the source of this 9909-nucleotide messenger RNA. RefSeq names its product ring finger protein 150 (gene RNF150). The transcript has 7 exons. NCBI's taxonomy places the organism in Eukaryota, Metazoa, Chordata, Aves, Casuariiformes, Dromaiidae. Bases 449 to 1747 code for a protein of 432 amino acids. The record is from RefSeq and is a predicted model, not a curated record.